Messenger RNA from Melanotaenia boesemani (Boeseman's rainbowfish), 988 nucleotides. RefSeq names its product neuropeptide B (gene npb). The record is from RefSeq and is a predicted model, not a curated record. The transcript has 2 exons. Lineage: Eukaryota; Metazoa; Chordata; Actinopteri; Atheriniformes; Melanotaeniidae. Gene Ontology annotation, biological process: G protein-coupled receptor signaling pathway; feeding behavior. Bases 368 to 760 code for a protein of 130 amino acids. Gene Ontology annotation, molecular function: G protein-coupled receptor binding.
GGCACUGUGUAUUAAGACGUCUUAUACAUCCAGGUAACUGACUAACAACUAGUUUGUCCAACUAAUUAAACACAAAAUGUCUUUAAGCUCUGUCCUCAUCUCACUGUCAUGGUCGACAGAUUUUUAAUCUCUUGUUCCUUUGAUCACAUCCAAGUGUCAGAGAAGAUCUGACGUGCUAAACCUCCUUCAGCUCUGAUUUGACGAAUGUCUGUAGGUCACGAUAACGUCGCCUGACCAGCCUAUAUAAGCAGCAGAGAGUUUGCAUAGAGCCAAGCAAAACAAAGUCUCCGCAGACAAAGAACGGACGAGAUCUGCGCCGUUUCCCUCUGCGUAAAACUAAAAGUAGCUCGCCCAGGCGAUCCAAGACAUGGAGAGGUCUGUCAGGUUUGCAGUGGUUUGCGUCGGAGUGUCUUUACUCAUCUCCUGCCAUUCAGUCGAAGCCUGGUACAAGCAGUCGACUGGACCCAGCUACUACUCGGUGGGUCGCGCCUCCGGUUUGCUGUCCGGUAUCAGGAGGUCACCCUACGUCCGGAGAGCCGAGUCUGAAGAGACGCUGAUGGACAGCGGGGAGACGCCAGGUAACAACGUGAUCCCAGAGGCUAACAAACAGGUCUCCGUCCUAAAAAAUAUGGCAAUCUGCGUGAAGGACGUCUCUCCAAACCUGAAGAGCUGCGAGUUGCUGCGGGACGGGACGGGCACCUUCCAGUGCGAAGCCGAAGUCUUCCUCACCCUGGACUCCUUGGACUGCCUGUCCGCGUGAGUCCCGGUCCGACCACGCAGACAGUCUUCCACCUCCACCAAAAUCCCAGGAAUCGCUUCUCUGGAAAACUAAAACUACGGAACGGAAAAUGAGCAUGGGGUGGGGUUAGGAACGAGAAAGUCUCUAUUAUUGUUGACGAUGGACGUUGCAGACUCAGAAUGUUUUCCUUUAUCUUAGAAAAAAAAAAAAAAUCUUUGUUCACAUUUGCUUUGGUUGUGUAGACAGGAG